ACUUGAAAGCGUCUUGAGCAAAAAAACGUUCCUUACGUUCAUUAGUAAACCGUUAUAAAAAAAAAUUAAAGGAGAUUAUCCAAAAAUAAAUUGUGAUAAAUACAAAAAAAUAAUUCGUGUCGUAAUUCCCAAUUAAUAAAAUCAUCAAAAACAACCACUUUUAACAACAGUUCAACUCGAAGAAAUGGCGGCACCAUCAUUGAAAGAUCUCCCCAAAGUCGAUGACAACUUGAAGAGCCAGUUGGAGGGAUUUUCCGCUUCCAGAUUGAGUCACACCGAGACAAAGGAGAAGAAUGUCUUGCCAUCAGCUGCAGAUCUUGAAACUGAGAAAAAUCAACAAAACUUGUUUGCCGGUAUCGAAUCCUUCGAUUCGACAAAGUUGAAAAAGGCCGAGACUCAGGAGAAGAAUCCGUUGCCCGAUAAAGAUGUGGUUGCCGCUGAGAAACAGCAUCAAAAUUUACUGAAUGGUGUUGAGCAUUUCGAUAAAACCUGCAUGAAACACACGGAAACAGAAGAGAAAAAUCACUUGCCGCCGCUCGAAGCCAUAAAUCAGGAAAAGGGACAACAACAACUCAUCUCGGGCAUCGAGAACUUUGAUGCAUCCAAGUUGAAGCAUGCCGAGACUCAAGAGAAGAAUCCUUUGCCAACCAAAGAAAUUAUCGAGCAGGAAAAGAGUGCUUAAAAA
Culicoides brevitarsis is the source of this 685-nucleotide messenger RNA. RefSeq names its product thymosin beta (gene cib). Gene Ontology annotation, cellular component: cytosol. Gene Ontology annotation, biological process: actin filament organization. The transcript is spliced from 5 exons. Gene Ontology annotation, molecular function: actin monomer binding. The coding region runs from base 185 to 682 and encodes 165 amino acids. The record is from RefSeq and is a predicted model, not a curated record. NCBI's taxonomy places the organism in Eukaryota, Metazoa, Arthropoda, Insecta, Diptera, Ceratopogonidae.